This is a messenger RNA of Rubroshorea leprosula, 683 nucleotides long. Lineage: Eukaryota; Viridiplantae; Streptophyta; Magnoliopsida; Malvales; Dipterocarpaceae. The record is from the annotation of a GenBank genome assembly.
GGAGAUGAAGAAGCCGUUGAAAAGGAGGAAGUAGGUGAGGAUGGCGACUGCUACAGUGAAUCCGAGCAUGACAUGGGAGACGACGCCGGAGAGGAAUGUGAUGAAGGAGCUUUCGGCCUAGAAGGAGGCGAAGAUGGUGAGGAAGAAGAAGAGCAACCCAUGGAAGCCAUCGGCAAGUCCUACCGUCCAGAAAGUUAUGGCGGCGAAGGAGAUGGAGAGGACGAUUAAGGAAGGGAUGGAAAUUAUGGAGUGGGCGAGGACGUGCCAGAAUAUCGUCGCCAAGAUGAAUAAGGUGACCACAAAGGCGCCCAAUCGGAUUCUGAACAGUUCAGGCAUUCUUCUUGAGUUCGUCAUCGAUCUUUUAGCAAUGACAAUCAUUUCAUUCCAGAACGGAUUCGCAAAUGUGGGCACUGAAGAAGUCAAAUUGGAAUCAGUGGUGGCUCCGGAGACUAAUUUCCCCCGAGAAACGCUUGCACUGAUGGCCGCUUUGAGUGAAACACAUCAGAAGAAAAUAUGGUGAUUACUUUGGUAUUACUGUUGCUGGUUAUCAGUUGUUCGAUUAAAUUCCUCUUACAAAAUUUGCCUUUUGUUUUAUUAGCCUCUAUCUAUUUUGCUUUACCAAAAAUUGAAAAGAUCAUUGUUUUUAUAAGAACCAUAUCACCCCAUAAAUGGGAAUUCAAUCG